Messenger RNA from Manihot esculenta (cassava), 465 nucleotides. Its product is annotated as 40S ribosomal protein S29. The transcript is spliced from 3 exons. Gene Ontology annotation, biological process: translation. Gene Ontology annotation, cellular component: ribosome; cytosolic small ribosomal subunit. The record is from RefSeq and is a predicted model, not a curated record. Bases 97 to 267 code for a protein of 56 amino acids. NCBI's taxonomy places the organism in Eukaryota, Viridiplantae, Streptophyta, Magnoliopsida, Malpighiales, Euphorbiaceae. Gene Ontology annotation, molecular function: zinc ion binding; structural constituent of ribosome.
CUUUCCUCCCUUUUAAGUACUCUACGAUUCUAGGAUUUUCUGUAAGUUCUCUCUGCGCCGUGUGCAUCUUCAAACCUGCGCGCAAAUCGUCUAGUCAUGGGUCACUCCAACGUUUGGAAUUCACACCCCAAGAAUUAUGGGCCUGGUUCUCGUGCCUGCCGUGUGUGCGGAAAUCCCCAUGGGUUGAUUAGGAAGUAUGGGCUGAUGUGUUGCAGACAGUGCUUCCGUAGCAAUGCCAAGGAAAUUGGCUUCAUCAAGUAUCGCUGAAGGAUAGACACCUUUUCCAUUUCCACAGGAGCAGAAGAGUAUGAUUCAAGUAGCAGCUUUCAGUUUGGAUUUUAAGAUAAUAUUUAACUUUUGAUAUUUUGUUAAACCUGAAUUGAUGGUAGACGAGCGGUAAUUUGGAAUGCUGUGAGAAUUUUGUUGAGACAUACUCAUUUAUGGAUGAUUACUUUUCUUGCUCCA